Durusdinium trenchii is the source of this 747-nucleotide messenger RNA. The record is from the annotation of a GenBank genome assembly. Lineage: Eukaryota; Dinophyceae; Suessiales; Symbiodiniaceae.
CAAGUUUACUGUCCAUUUCCUCUAACCUGCGCUGCCUUUGCUCAGUGCUUCGCCAUGGCACGCCCUGCUGGUUGGGCACAAGGCACUGGCGACCAGGUGAAGAUGAAAACGGCAUUGCGGACCUGCCGCUCUCCAAGUCGUUUGCCAAGUCCAGCGAGUCUCCUCUGCCGACGCGAUGAAUGGCAGGAGCUCAUGCCAUGGUUGUUGGCUUUCUUGCCCAUGACCUUCAGAGAUGCUAGGCGGACACGAAACUGCUGUGAGGAGAACCAUGACGGCCCGGUUUGCAAAGGGCGUUCGUUUGUAAGGAAUGGCAUCGCCCAAGGAAGGAGGGGAAGUUGCACGAGCUCAGCUUCGAAUGGCGUCAGUGGAAACAUUUGUUGAUGGGGUCUUUGCUCUUUGCACGAUUUAAGUGGGAGUUCACCACUAGAUUCGUGCAGCUUCACUUGGAACUUCUUGGAACGAUGCACUUCAUGAACGGGGGGAGUUCUGGGCAAUACAUGCAGAAGCCCGAUCGCUGUUGAAGGAAAUCUAUGAACCUAGAUGUUAUCCGAGACUAGCAGAAUAAUUAGAACAAGAUUUGUCGAGGGCCACCUGUCGUUGAAAAGAUGAAGGAGGCGUUGUCCUCCUUUUGCUUUACUCCGGGAGAAGCUAACUACAUCUCGCAACCUUUGUUGUGGAUUUCGUCCACCCACCAACCUUGACAAAGCUCGCAAGGCAUAAAAGAGGGAGACUGUUCGCUGUGACCCG